UUCAUACAAAGAUCAGUUAUGAUAAUAAUUUUAAAUGAAUGCCAUGGAAAAUUUUAAAGAUGAAAUACGGCAAGAAGCUAGUAUUAUUUAGUAUGUUUGUUAUGAACUUGGUCGAUGAGCCGGCACCAGAAAUAACUAUCGAGCAAGGGGUUUUAAUCGGUAAAAUAAGCAGGUCUGGAACUAUUUUUGAAUACACUGGAAUUCCAUAUGCCAAGACAGAUAAAAGUACGCGUUUUCAGACUCCAGAACUGUCUCCAAAAUGGGAAGGUGUGUACAAAGCCACUGAGGAAUUUCACAUGUGCCCACAGCAAACACUUUUUGGUGUAAUGGGCUCUGAAGAUUGUCUUAAAAUAAACGUAUAUGUACCUGCUGAUUUUAAAAACACAAAACCUUUAGCUGUAAUGGUUUACAUAUAUGGAGGAGCAUUUACAUUUGGAAGUGGAGGGAAAAUACUCUACGGUCCAAAAUUUUUAGUAAAAAAAAAUGUAAUUUUAGUAACGUUUAAUUAUAGAAUUGGUUUACUUGGAUUCCUCUGUUUAAAAAUAAAAGAAGCUCCGGGAAACGCUGGUAUUAAAGACCAAAUAGCUGCUUUAAGAUGGGUGAAGAAAAAUAUUGCUGCGUUUGGUGGUGACCCUGACAAUAUAACAGUAUUUGGACAUAGUUCUGGAGGUACCUCACUCUCUUUUAUAGCUGCAAGUCAGGCAAGUAAUGGUUUAUUCAACAGAGCAAUUAUUCAAAGUGGUACAUCAGUGUUUAAUUGGUCUUUAAAUAGAAAACCUGUAUGGGUUGCAAGUCUUCUAGCUAAAGCAAUCGGUUAUUAUACAAAAGAUCCAAAACAGUUGUACGAGAUAUUUUCUAAAAUGGAUUACAAAGAUAUUAUAGCAAUAAAAGCAAAAAAGCCAUUAGAAAUGUAUUAUGACACAGGGAUUCUUCAUUUACCGUGUAUUGAAACAAAUAUUAUAGAUAUAGAAGCGGCUAUUACUGAAAUACCAUACAACAUUUUUACAAAUAAAACUGAACAUAUUGACGUAAUGUAUGGGACAGCAAGUAAUGAAGGAUUAUUCUUGACACCCGGCCUGUCUGAAGAAAUGCUUGACUCAAGAAACGGACGAUAUCUUUUUGCGUCUGAUUUACAAUUUCCAUCUGAAAGUAAAGCGAUGGAAACUGCUAAAAAAGUUCACAAAUUUUAUUUUGGCGAUGAUAUUAUAAGUUCAAGAAAAAUACUCAACGUUUCAAAAUUAUAUUCCCACUUAUGUUUUGAAUUUCCAGCAAUUUUCGAAGCAGAAUAUGUACUCAAUCAAAACAAUUCUAAAGUGUUUAGUUACAUUUUUAACUACCAAGGAUGGAGAAAUUUAGCGAAAUUGGCCAGCGGUUAUUGGUUUGAAGGUGGUGCAACUCAUGGAGAUGAACUUUUUUAUUUAUUUGAUUCUUAUUUAUACCCAAUAGUUAUUAGUGAGGCCGACCGUAAAAUGAUUGACCAAAUAACGACAUUGUGGACAAACUUUGCAAAAUACGGAGACCCUACACCAGACAUAACAGAUCUGUCAUGUAGAUGGAAACCAGGUGUUAAACAUAAUCUGCAAUUUUUGUACAUAGACAAUGAAUCGAAAAUGGGUCCAAUGCUUAAUCCUGAGGGUUAUCAAUUUUGGAAAGACAUCUACAGUAAAUAUCGAAAGACCGAUAUAACAUAAGAAACAUAUAGUUUUAGCGUAACACGUAACCUAAUUAUUAAAUUGAAACGAAACGUUUUUGUCAAUGUUGACAUUUAAAAUUAACGCUUAUGUAUUUGACUUUAAAUUAAAAACUGUAAAGUAUGAAAUUAAUAUUUUUAUU
This is a messenger RNA of Bicyclus anynana (squinting bush brown), 1833 nucleotides long. Its product is annotated as esterase FE4-like. The transcript has 3 exons. The coding region runs from base 39 to 1691 and encodes 550 amino acids. Lineage: Eukaryota; Metazoa; Arthropoda; Insecta; Lepidoptera; Nymphalidae. The record is from RefSeq and is a predicted model, not a curated record.